UCGAUAGAACAGUUGUGUCAUUGCCAAAUGGGCAAGAGGCUCAGACCAAAAGAGAAAAUGUACAAGAGGCUUCAACUGCAACCAACUGAUGCUUAGAUGUGAAGGGAAGCCAGCAACAAACAACAUUAGCUGUUGAUGAUUUGGCUUCCACCUCAGUUGUGAUUCAUUCACAAUUGCCAGCUUGUUUUCAGUCACCUUGCUUCACUUUGAGAUCAUGAGAAAAGGAAAAGAAAACCAAAAUCCAAGCAGUUUUUGUGUUACAGAUGUUUAUUUGAUUAAAAUAGUCCUGCUCUGAGGUGGCAUUCCACCAAACCUUUUAUCUAUAACAACCUUUCCCCCCAAAUCCACUCCCCCUAAUCUUACUACGAAAUCCACGACGUGGUGUACAUUGACGGCGAGUUCAUGGCCGACCCUCAUGCACCUCCGCCUUGGCCUCUCUUCAAGCAGAACUCAUGGUCGCCGGACAUACUCCGUGAGGAGACAUGGCAGCGUCAAAAGAGCAAUUGGGGCACACGGAGUCUCAACCGCAGCAAAAGCAUUUCAAACGACGACUUGGAGGAACUGAAAGCCUGCAUUGAGCUGGGAUUCGGGUUUGAUUCACCGGAAAUUGACCCCAAACUCCGCAACGCCUUACCUGCAUUGGAGUCUUACCAUGCCUUACAUAAGCAGCAGUUCAGUAAAAGCUUAUCAACAGAAAGGGAUGAUGCAGAGGUGGUGAAGAUGAGGUUAAAGCAGUGGGCGCUAUUGGUUGCCUGUGCGGUCCGGGAAUCUUCUUCUUCCGGAAGAUAAAAAGUCGAUCAGGAGUUCAUCUUCUGUUACUAAUUUCGAAUUAAUUAUCACAAAUUGUAAAGCUUCUAUUUCUCAUUGUAAAGUAAAGGGAAAUUACCAUGCA
Fragaria vesca subsp. vesca is the source of this 892-nucleotide messenger RNA. RefSeq lists its product as uncharacterized. The transcript is spliced from 2 exons. Lineage: Eukaryota; Viridiplantae; Streptophyta; Magnoliopsida; Rosales; Rosaceae. The coding region runs from base 403 to 789 and encodes 128 amino acids. The record is from RefSeq and is a predicted model, not a curated record.